CCGAUCCGCUCGGGGCGCAUGCGUGCGGCCACGUCUGCCCACCUGCUGGGUCCCGCCGUUGCCUGCGUCUGUGCGGAGUGGGGUUUCUCCUCUGUGGCCGGGAUCUUGCUAAGGCAGCGCUCGCUGGCGGACAACGGAGGAAGGGGAGGACAAUGUGCGAGCCUAGCAAGCAGGACAUCAGCGCCAUUUUCAAGCGACUCCGCGCCGUUCCGACCAACAAGGCCUGCUUUGACUGUGGAGUAAAAAACCCAAGCUGGGCAAGCAUAACGUAUGGUGUGUUCCUGUGCAUUGAUUGCUCAGGGACCCAUCGAUCCCUUGGGGUCCACCUGAGUUUUAUUAGGUCUACAGAAUUGGAUUCUAACUGGUCAUGGUUUCAGUUGAGGUGUAUGCAAGUUGGAGGAAAUGCUAACGCUUCUGCAUUUUUCCAUCAGCAUGGUUGCACAACAAAUGACUCUAAUGCCAAGUACAGCAGUCGUGCUGCUCAACUUUACAAGGAAAAGAUUAAAUAUCUUGCAGCGCAAGCAACACGGAAACAUGGUACCAAUUUGUGGCUAAACAGCUGUGAAGCCCCUCCUCUGUCACCUCAAGAAGAAGAAGAUGACUUCUUUGCAUCACAUGUUUCUUCUCAGGUUAUUAGUACCCAGUGGUUAUCAUCUCAAUCAGAGACAAUUAAUCUAAAUCAGUGUUCUUCAGAACUCAAAAAAGAAGAACCUGAACAUGGACCAAGUGUUGAUUGUCUUAGUGUGUCUCCACAAGCUUCAUUAGACAUUGGCUCCAUGAUAAAGAAAAAACCAAAUCAAAUGAAAAAGGGGUUUGGGGCCAAGAAAGGUGGUUUGAGGGCCCAGAAAAUGAGCAGCAAGAGUUUUAAUGAGAUUGAAAAACAAGCACAAGCAGUGGAUAAAAUGAACGAACAGGAAGAUGCACACGCCAACAUUAGAAGUGUGAGAGAAGAGCCACUUGUGUCGUCUUUACGACUGGCCUACAAAGAUCUUGAAAUUCAGAUGAAAGAAGAUAAAUUGAAUAUGACUGGUAAAAAGAAAACAGAAGCAGAAAGACUUGGCAUGGGAUUUAGUAGCAAUCGAAGUGGCAUAUCCCAUUCAGUAAUCUCAGAUAUGCAAAUCAUAGAACAAGAAACACCUACAGUUUCAAAGCCAAGGAAAAAAUACAAUGAUGAGGACUCUUAUUUUUCUUCUCCCCGUUCAAGGUAUUUUGACUCAGAAGAACAGAGAAGCAGCCCUUUUUCUAAAUGGGACAACACUUCUGAUUCUUACUGGACAAAAGAAAGCAGCAACAGAUAUGUGGAUACCACUCCGUCUUUUAAAACUGUGGGGUAUUUAGACAGGCCUCCCUCUCGCCAUAAACCUGAGUAUGAACUUUCUGCAAGCACCGAUGAGGCUCAGAAGAAAUUUGGCAACGUUAAAGCCAUUUCAUCAGAUAUGUAUUUUGGAAAGCAAGAUCAUGCUGAAUAUGAAGCUAGAGCUCGGUUAGAGAGGUUUUCUGGAAGCUCAGCGAUAAGUUCAGCAGACUUGUUUGAAGAGCAGAAGAAACAGCCAUCAGGAAAUUACACCAUUUCAAAUGUCCUGCCGUCUACUCCUGAUCUGGCUCAGUUUAAACAAGGAGUGAAAUCAGUUGCUGGAAAACUUUCUGUCUUGGCCAAUGGAGUCAUGUCCUCUAUUCAGGAUCGAUACGGAUCUUAGCCAUCUAUGUUCUACAAAUUGUGAACAUACAAGAAGACAUAAUAUAUGUCUGCUGGUGGUAAUACUGCAGAUCUUAAAAUAAGGCUGCCCUAAAUCUGUAGACUAUUUUAUUCUGAUUGAUUUGGCACCAGUAGUUUUAUUGCAUGUCCUUCUAGCUCCUAGAACACUUUACUUUAAUGUAAUAAUUUGUUGUUACUCCUACUUUUCUUUAUUUUCACAGCCCAUGUGCUUAUUGUGCUAUUAACUGUGUGUUUGUCACUCUUUCUGUCUCUCCCCUGCCUGCCCCCUUGUGAACAUGAGGCUGGAGCAGGCGGCAAAGAUAUGAUGUAUGCUGUUAGAUCUUACACAUAGUAGGGCUAGACGCUAGCAAUAAAUUCCUGUUGAUAAGCUUUAGUUUCCUCUUAGAAGGAGCUGAUAAUAAGUCCUGCUUGCAUGAUUGGGAGCCUCCCUUGGGCUUGUGCCCUCCUACAUUUGUUAUGUAGGUACAAAAGAUCGUGCGGGUAAUGGCAUGCAGAAUCUCCCUUUACCUAGGUGUUGAUCUUGCCGGGGUAAGGGGAAAGCCCAUAGAAAUAGCACAGCUGAGGAAUCUCCCAGUUUAGACAGUGCUUUGUAGGGACUGGGAAGGGGGGAGAUGUACCAUCCAAAGAAGUAAGCAGAAGAAGGACAUCUUAACAGGCCCAGGGAGGAACUACAAACUAGCACAGAAUUAAGCAUUUCUUAAUUUCAGAAGAAAUUUCAGUCGCUCAGGUGUGUUGACAGUUUUAAAGAUGGA
Messenger RNA from Gekko japonicus, 2469 nucleotides. RefSeq names its product ADP ribosylation factor GTPase activating protein 3 (gene ARFGAP3). The transcript is spliced from 16 exons. Gene Ontology annotation, molecular function: GTPase activator activity. Lineage: Eukaryota; Metazoa; Chordata; Lepidosauria; Squamata; Gekkonidae. The coding region runs from base 153 to 1697 and encodes 514 amino acids. The record is from RefSeq and is a predicted model, not a curated record. Gene Ontology annotation, biological process: COPI coating of Golgi vesicle.